Molecule: messenger RNA, 1188 nt
Organism: Caenorhabditis remanei
Lineage: Eukaryota; Metazoa; Nematoda; Chromadorea; Rhabditida; Rhabditidae
Exons: 4
Coding region: 1-1188 (395 amino acids)
Molecular function (GO): protein binding
Source: RefSeq, a predicted model, not a curated record
AUGCCAUUCGAACCGAAUUGGAAUGAUUUGCCGGACAAAGUAAAGCACAAAUGCAUCGGAAAGAUGGAUUUUGAGACCAGACUCAAGCUCCGCAGCACCUCACGAAGCGAUCGUCGCCUAGUCAAUAUUCACCAAACUCACCUGAAACUAGUCGAAAUUCACGAAAAAGACGGAUUCCCGAUCGGAUCGAUAACUAUAAUUCCAGAAAAAGGAAAAUCUAUUCAUGUACAAUGCGACGAUCAAGAUUCCAAUCAUCAUACCAUGAUUCCAUUUGUAAAAUUUGUGAUGAAGACUGGAAAAAUUGGGAAAUUAGAUGUAAAUGUGUAUAAAGAUGAAGAAUUGAAAGAGGAGCUGAUAAAGAUUGCAUUGAAAUUUCCGAAGAAGCCGAAGGAAUUUAAUUGGAAUGAUUUAUCGGAGAAGCUUAAGGCUCGAGUAAUUAAUAAAAUGGAUUUUAAAACAAGACUCCGAUUCAGAAAAACCGCCCGUUAUGAGAGAACUCUCGUCGACUCUCAACUAGUUAAUUUUAAUUACAUUCAACUCACUGGAAACUCACAGAAAAUCAAUAAUUUUUGUACUGAACUCUCGUUUCAAACCACUGCAACUAACCAGGAAUGUAUUUUCAAAUUCCGGGAAACGUCGGAAUUCAUUCGGAAAAUUCUUCCACUUCUUGUAUAUAUUUUGGAAAUUGGAGUUAUCGACAUGUUUCUCACUCAUUUCACUAUGGAAUUCAUUGAUAUUUUAAUCGAGAAAAUCACAAAACUUCAUGGAUUUCCGAAACUUCGAAUCAAGACAUUGGAUUAUUUAGUGUCGAGAAAAGCAAUGUUUUGGUUUUUGAGAAAUUGUGAUGAGCGAUAUUUGGAGUAUAUUGAGACGGGAGCACAGAACUAUCGACAAUUUCCGAUUGACAGAUUUUUAACUUUUCCAAUUAAAUGGCUCAAAAUCGACGCGAAACUCGGAACCACCCUAAUCCUCCAUGCGCCUGGGAACCUCGACGAGUUUAUAGAAAAGUUCGAAAAUCGAAUCGAUUUCCAAUCACCCCGAGGAGACUUGUGGCUGUCGAUGAAUGACCCGGAGAAGCAAAUUUAUAUAAAAGUAGAUAAUCUCGAUGAUUUCAAUUGUUUAGAUUCAUGUAGAUGUGAAGUUGUUCCACCAUGUUGGGACUUUAUUAAUUUCUUUUUCAUGUUUUGA